Beta vulgaris subsp. vulgaris (sugar beet) is the source of this 1396-nucleotide messenger RNA. Its product is annotated as gamma-secretase subunit APH1-like. Bases 214 to 966 code for a protein of 250 amino acids. The record is from RefSeq and is a predicted model, not a curated record. NCBI's taxonomy places the organism in Eukaryota, Viridiplantae, Streptophyta, Magnoliopsida, Caryophyllales, Amaranthaceae. Gene Ontology annotation, molecular function: protein-macromolecule adaptor activity. Gene Ontology annotation, cellular component: membrane; gamma-secretase complex; endoplasmic reticulum. The transcript is spliced from 6 exons. Gene Ontology annotation, biological process: protein processing; positive regulation of catalytic activity.
AAUUUCUCCUUACAUAAAAAUCGAUUUAAAAAAUCGACAAUUUUGAUGAUCUAACCAAAAACAAGAAUAGGAUGAAAAUUUUCUAGAGGAAGUCCAAACUCCAAAAUAAGGAAAUUGAUGAGGAAGAUAGUUAAGAAAUCCUUAAACCUCUUUUUAAUUGAGUCUUUCAUCUGAGAUACAGGGGGAGAGAGAGAGAGGAAGAAGAAGAAUAAGAUGACUGUAGCAGCCGGAGUUGGGUAUGCAUUAAUUGCAUUAGGUCCUUCAUUAUCUCUCUUCAUCUCUGUCAUCGCCAAAAAACCCUUCUUGAUUCUCACAGUUCUUUCCAGUACAUUACUAUGGCUGGUGAGUUUGAUUAUACUUUCAGGACUUUGGAGGGGUUUCCUUCCUUUCAAAUCAACAGCAUGGUGGCCAUAUGCAAUUCUUGUCUUUACAUCUGUUUGUUUUCAGGAAGGGCUCCGGAUUCUUCUAUGGAAAGCUUACAAGAGGUUGGAGGGCAUGUUGGAUGCAUUUGCUGAUAGGCUUUCGAAACCUCGCUUGUUUAUGACAGAUAAGAUGCAAAUUGCUCUAGCUGGUGGCUUAGGUCAUGGUUUGGCUCAUGCUGUGUUUUUUUGCCUUAGCCUCUUGACACCUGCAUUUGGACCGGCAACUUAUUAUGCUGAUAGAUGCACAUGGAUGCCUUUCUUUCUUAUAUCUGCAAUUAUAGCUCUUGCGUUUGUUACCAUUCAUACUUUCUCAAUGGUCAUUGCCUUCAACGGAUAUGCCGAAUCGAAGAGACUUGAUCAGUAUUUUGUUCCUACAAUUCAUCUGAUUGCUGGAAUGCUGACUCUCAUUAAUUUCGCUCCUGGUGGCUGCAUAAUUUCCAUUCCCUUGCUAUAUUUUGUCGCUGCAUUGACAUUGAUGCAUUGUGGGAAGAUGGUGUGGAGAAGAUUAGUAGAUGAACGGCGUACAGGGAUCACUUUGCAGUAACUGUCAUCUUUGGUGCCAACUUACUCAUCCAUGUAAUUUUGCCCAGUACCCAAGUGUUCCUUGAUUAACCGAAACUUGCUUCUACAAGUUUGGCAAUGUAUCUUUCGAUUCCUUCCUCUUUCAAGCAACUCAACCUCGAAUUUUUGGUGGGAUACCAAGGUUGGAUGCAAGGUUCAGGAAGAAAAGGCGAAGCGGUGCAGAUUAUACUUUAUAUUAGAAAUUUUCUUAAGGAUGUAUGCCUUAAACUAAUUACUGUUAAAAUGUAAAUUUUGUGAUUGUAGAUUUUCAUAUGCUUCGUACUAUUACCAUGUAAAUGUCAUGUUAAACUCUAGAUUUCUUCUGAAAAAAAUUUCGUCUGAUUGUGAGAAACUACUUUUCUGACAUUGUCACAGAGUUUACAAUGAAGCGAUACUGUUUUUUAGUCUCUAAA